Molecule: messenger RNA, 3321 nt
Organism: Diprion similis
Lineage: Eukaryota; Metazoa; Arthropoda; Insecta; Hymenoptera; Diprionidae
Product: choline-phosphate cytidylyltransferase A-like
Exons: 9
Coding region: 855-2084 (409 amino acids)
Biological process (GO): CDP-choline pathway
Molecular function (GO): phosphatidylcholine binding; choline-phosphate cytidylyltransferase activity
Source: RefSeq, a predicted model, not a curated record
UAUGUAUAUAAAUAAUUGAAUGAAAAGGGGAAUUAAAUCGAUCGUUGAAUUAUACGCGGCACACUUCUCGAUCCACAAGAUUUAUACGUGGAUAUAUUGAAGGAAAAAAAAAAAAAAAAAAAAAAAAAAAAACCGUUAAGGAGAAAAUCAGUGACAUAUCGACGUGUGUCAUAAUAUAUCAACCGCACCAAAGUCCAACGGACGUAUCCUUUGUCCACCGUUUUCGUAUCCUAUAUCCUCUUCGUUUCUCUCCCCCUCUUCGACGGGCCGGAAUCAGCUCGUCGAUUCGUCUGCCUCCUGACCUCUCCUAGUUCGUGACUUUAGACAGGCGAAUUGCUGUGACAGCGGCUAGAACAGCGGCGUGUCCCAGACGUCUGCGGGUUCAGUUGAAGAUUCGAUACACAGCAGCGGUUUUAUUUUUAACGAAAUUAUCGGCGGCCGGGUUUGUCAGUGCAGGUUAGAAUCAGUGCGCGGGGCCUGUUUUUUUAAUUGAAAAAUUCAACUGGACAAGGAUAUUGGCGCGGUUUGCAGCAGACGCCUUAUUCCGCUUCCUGCCUCUCGUCUGCUCCUGAUUUUCACACCUUGAUUCGGGGCUGCGUUUCUCGCUCGAUACGUCAUCACCGGCGGCGAUCUGCAAGUCCGCUUUUCACGAGCUUGCCGCAGUCAAACAGAUUCGCCAUCGUCACGUUCUUGGAAUCCGUCGCUGUGGAAACGCGAAAUUCCAAACUACGAGAACGGCUUAGCAGACGAAAAAGCAGAUCGUAACGUGCAACGCAUGCAGAAAAGAGUAGCGAGUAUUAUCGACGACGUCUCUCUAACUUGAAGACAACCACGACGACCACGAAAAGUGUAAGAUGUCAAGAAAGCGAACAAGAGAAGAAAUGAUGCUUAAUAAAGUGUCAUUAAAUCAAAAAAAUCAUCGCAAUGAAGUCAACGACGCUUCUUGUUCCCGAGAAGAUUCGCCUGCUCAUCCGUCCAUAUGCAAGGAAGCGCCUUUCAGUGACGAGAUCGAGGCGGAAGCUGAAAGAGAAGCUUGCGAUUACUCAACUCGUAUCACAUUGAAAGCGGCGAAAUCUGGAAAAGCACCCAGAAGAGUGAGAGUAUACGCAGAUGGUAUUUACGAUCUUUUUCAUCAGGGUCACGCGAGGCAGCUUAUGCAAGCCAAAAACAUAUUUCCGAACGUCUAUCUAAUCGUCGGAGUGUGCAGCGACGAAUUAACACAUAGUAAAAAAGGCCGAACGGUUAUGACAGACUCUGAGAGAUACGAUGCUGUUAGGCAUUGUCGUUACGUCGACGAAGUCGUUAGAGAUGCACCGUGGGAAUUGGAUGACGAAUUUUUAACAAAACACAAGAUCGACUUUGUCGCCCAUGAUGACAUACCUUACAUGACCGACGAUGGUUCGGAUUUGUACGCCUUUCUAAAGCGGAAAGGAAUGUUUGUGGCAACUGAGAGAACGGAGGGUGUUUCUACCUCCGAUAUCGUUGCAAGGAUAGUAAAAGAUUACGAUAUUUACGUGAGGAGGAAUUUGGCAAGAGGCUACAGCGCCAAGGAACUCAACGUGUCCUUCCUAAGCGAAAAAAAGUUCCGCCUCCAAAACAAGAUAGAUGAUCUUAAGGACAAGGGUAAAAGGGUGAUGGAAAAUAUUGGCGAGAAGAGAGUAGACAUGAUAAGUAAAUGGGAAGAGAAAUCUCGCGACUUUAUUGACGCAUUUCUAUUGCUAUUCGGAAGGGAGGGUCGUCUGGUUGGUAUUUCUUCGACAAUAUGGAACGAAAGUAAAGGGCGUUUAAUGCAAGCCCUUUCGCCACCAGCGAGUCCUAAAAGAGAUGGAAGUCCCAGUAGCAGCAGCAGCGGCAGCAGCAAUAACGGAGGAAAUAACGACGACGAUCAGACAAGUCCUCCGCCAAAGAAGACGGGACGUUACGAAUUUGCCUUACAUAACAAUCAUUUCACGAGCGAUGAUUACAGCGACGACGACGAUGACGACGACGUUGACGAUAAUAAUAAGAACAGCGACGUCUUCGUCGUCAAGAACGAAGAUAAUGGAAAUGGUGAUCACGCAACGUCUGGACAAAUUUCCAAGUAGCAGUGAAAAACACCUUUGAGAUUAAAUCUUACAUAGUAGACUUUUACAUUUAUAUAAUCUUUUCGUUUCUUUUCUCUUUUUUUCGCAUGUAUCCUUCACCCUUAUUUUUUUCUUCCUUUUACUUGAACAUUUUCAUUAUCUCGAUACUUUGAUCAGAAUUCACAUCUGGAACAAAAGUAAAGCGUGAAGAAUCAUACAUCGAGAAUAAACUUUUCGAAAAAUACAAUAUUAGAAGAAGCAAAAGAAAUAAGAAACAAACGCAAUUCACUAGCACCCAGUAUACGUCUUGUAUAUAAACAGCAUCGCCACGUUGUUGCUACUGUUGUUGUUGAUGUUAAUUUAUUAUAUUUUCGUGUACAAAACAUACCAGCUGUAAUAAUAUGUGAAUAUUAUUUUGGGUUUCCUUCCCUCUUUUCGUUAAAAAUUUUAUUUCUAUAAUUUAAAACCGUGCGUUUGUACAAAAUAUGCAGACAAUAAUACGAGAGCAAAGUUUAGAAAAUGAACAAAGAAUAAUUUUUUGCUUUCAACAAAUUUAGGAUUCCUCUUGGUUCAAACUUGCAUUGGAUUCUUUUUUAUUGUAGUCACUUCACCUUUUUCCACCAUCUAUUCUUACUUACUUAGUUUCUUAUAAUAUUUGGAUUAAUGCUUUCGCUGAUUCGUGGAUAAACGAGAACGAAAAACAAAACAUUGAACGCCUAGAAAAAUCUUGUGAAAGAGAAAGUAUGUUAUAAGUAAAAAAGAAAACCAAGGGAAAGGAGAAAAUUAUUUUACAAUUUGAUAUUAUUAAUAUGAAUAACAUUCAUGAUGAUAAUAAUAGUAAUAAAAAUAACGCAGUGAGUGAAUCAGCUUUAUAAUUAUAUAAGAUUCUCUAGGUAGUCCCAAGUUAUGAGCUGUAAUAAAAUGAGACAUUGAGAGAUGUAGGGGGAGGAAAAGAAACAGAGAUGAACUAGUAGAGAGCGAGAAAGGGAGACACAACGAGGGGGAAAAAAUAGGUACGUAAAAGUGAUUAUUUACAAUUAAAAUAUACACACGUUCCGUUUUCGGGCGAUAUAAUUAUUAAUUUCCUCAGUUUUGUCGUAUGCCUAUUAUAUAUAAAGUAUAUGCAGUAUAGAAGUUGCGGGGCGAAUGAAGUUUCGUUGGACGUGCGUUUUGAAAGAAAGUAAAAAUAAAAAAAAAAAAAAACGACCACAAAUGCAAUAUGAUUAGAAAAAGGAAAUGUAUGUAUAUAUAUAUACAU